Phyllostomus discolor (pale spear-nosed bat) is the source of this 2317-nucleotide messenger RNA. RefSeq names its product arylsulfatase L (gene ARSL). Gene Ontology annotation, molecular function: arylsulfatase activity. Lineage: Eukaryota; Metazoa; Chordata; Mammalia; Chiroptera; Phyllostomidae. The record is from RefSeq and is a predicted model, not a curated record. Bases 1 to 2097 code for a protein of 698 amino acids. The transcript is spliced from 12 exons.
AUGCAGGGUGAGGGCCAUAAAGAUACGCCGACGCACGGGCUCGCCUCGGUCGCGGAGGGGACGUCCCCGAGCCGGCAGCCGCCUGGGUCCCGCCGGGAAGAGCGAGGUCCCUCCGACCAGCCUCCGCCGCGUGCUGACCUCCGCCGCCUGGCCCAGCGCGCCGCCGCCGCCGGCAUCCAGGUAAUUCGCUUCUGUGGAAGGGCCAGCAACCGGUGUGAGGACGAGUCCGGGGUGUUUCCGCGAAUAAGGUCAGACCGCCCCGCGGACGAGGCCGAAAGCGGCGUCGGGCACGGCUUCCGCCGCUUGCUUUGCAGGAGCUGGCUGGCCGUGCGCCUCGGCCUCCUGGGCUGCGGGCUGUCCGUCGUCGCCGCCGCCGCCGCCGCUGGGAGGGACGUCUCCGGCUCCCGCCCCAACAUCCUGCUCUUCCUGGCGGACGACCUUGGCAUCGGGGACAUCGGCUGCUACGGCAACGACACGAUCAGGACUCCCCACAUCGACCGCCUGGCGAGGGAAGGCGUGCAGCUCACCCAGCAUGUGUCCGCUGCGUCCCUUUGCACCCCGAGCCGGGCCGCCUUCCUCACGGGCAGGUACCCUAUCCGAUCAGGUAUGGUGUCCAGCCACGGCAACCGCGUCGUGCAGUGGACCGGGGCCCGGGGGGGCCUCCCCACCAACGAGACCACCUUCGCGAAGAUACUGCAAGAGCAAGGCUACGCCACGGGACUCAUAGGGAAAUGGCACCUGGGCGUCAACUGUGAGUCCUCAAGCGACCACUGCCACCACCCGCUCAGCCACGGCUUCGACCACUACUACGGCAUGCCGUUCACCUUGGCGGGGGACUGCGCGCAGUGGGCGCUGUCGGAGAAGCGCGUCCGGCUGCAGCGCCAGCUGAACCACUACGCGCUGGCCAUGGCCCUCGUGGCCCUGGCGCUCGCCGCGGGGAAGGGCGCUGGCCUCCUCCCGGUGUCCUGGGCGCUGGCGCUGGGCGCCGCCGUGGCUGCGCUCUUGUGCUUCGCGCUCUCCUAUUUCCUCGGGCCGCUGAUCGUGCUGGCCGACUGCUUCCUGAUGAGGAACCACGGCAUCACCGAGCAGCCCAUGCACUUCGGGACGUCGGCGGCUCUCUUCCUCCGGGAGGCCUCGUCCUUUGUGGACAGAAACAAGCAAAGGCCUUUCCUGCUGUUCGUGUCCUUCCUACAUGCCCACAUCCCCCUCGUCACCACGGAGGCCUUCCUCGGGAGCAGCGUGCACGGGCUGUACGGCGACAACGUGCAGGAGAUGGACUGGAUGGUGGGGCAGAUCCUGGACACCUUGGAGACACGAGGUCUGGCCAACAACACGCUGGUGUAUUUUGCCUCGGACCACGGGGGGUCGUUGGAGGCUCAGCUGGGAGGCCACCAGUACGGGGGCUGGAACGGCGUCUAUAAAGGCGGCAAAGGCAUGGCGGGCUGGGAAGGUGGGAUCCGGGUGCCCGGCAUUUUCCGCUGGCCCGGGGUGCUGCCCGCCGGCCGCGUCGUCUCCGAGCCCACGAGCCUCAUGGAUGUCUUCCCCACCGUGGUCCGGCUGGGGGGCGGCGAGGUGCCCCGGGACAGGGUGAUCGACGGCCAGGACCUGCUGCCGCUCCUGCUGGGCACCGCCCCGCACUCGGAGCACGAGUUCCUGGUGCACUACUGCGAGGCCUUCGUGCACGCCGCGCGCUGGCACCAACGCGACCGUGGAGCCGUCUGGAAGGUGCACUACGUGACUCCCAUCUUCCACCCCAAAGGCGCGGGAGCCUGCUACGGCAGACUGGCGUGCCCGUGCUCCGGGGAAGGGGUGGCCCACCACCACCCGCCCCUGCUGUUUGACCUCUCGAGAGACCCGUCGGAGGCCCACGCCCUCACGCCGGACACAGAGCCCGCGUUCCAUGAGGUGCUGGAGCGAGUGGCUCGGGCCGUGGAGGACCACCGCCGGACGCUCAGCCCCGUGGCCCUGCAGCUGGACGGGUCCGGCAACCGCUGGAGCGCGUGGCUGCAGCCCUGCUGCGGCGGGCCGUUCCCGCUGUGCUGGUGUGACCGGGAAGGGGGCGGGGACCGCCCGACGCCGCCCGACCGGGACCUCUGAGUUCCUGCGUCGCGAUUCCUCCCCCGGGGACAGAGCAAAAUGCCCCCGCCCCGGGGGGUGGGGGGUUCAGUCCCGUGUUUUCUACGGGGCUGAACAGGAGGGCCAACGUGAAGAAGAAAGAGACCAGAGACCAAAUUCUAAAUAAAAGGCACUCUGGAGAGCUGUCCACCCGGACAACAGGCAGUGACUGGUGAAGUCCCUCUUGCUGCAGAGUUGCUGG